Messenger RNA from Boeremia exigua, 1318 nucleotides. Its product is annotated as eukaryotic translation initiation factor-like protein 3 subunit. The record is from RefSeq and is a predicted model, not a curated record. The coding region runs from base 104 to 1126 and encodes 340 amino acids. The transcript has 3 exons. Lineage: Eukaryota; Fungi; Ascomycota; Dothideomycetes; Pleosporales; Didymellaceae. Gene Ontology annotation, cellular component: eukaryotic translation initiation factor 3 complex, eIF3m; cytoplasm. Gene Ontology annotation, molecular function: translation initiation factor activity; protein binding; RNA binding. Gene Ontology annotation, biological process: cytoplasmic translational initiation.
AUCGAAAUUCGUCCCACUGCGAGUUGAAGAACAGCGCUGAGAGUCACCACCUACAAAGGCCACGCCCACCCCGACCCGCCCCCGCCCUACACAUACCGCAAACAUGAGACCGAUUCUUCUCUCCGGGCACGAGCGUGCGCUCACGCAGGUCAAAUUCAACCCCGACGGCGACAUCAUUUUCUCCGUCUCCAAGGACCAUGUUGUGUGCGCAUGGUAUUCACACAACGGUGAGCGUUUGGGCACAUACCACGGCCACGUCGGAGCCCUGUGGACCGUCGACGUCAACCCCACCUCGGAGCUGCUCGCGACCGGCGGCGCUGACAACACGAUGCGCCUGUGGGAGGUCAAGACCGGCCGCCUGCUGAAGACCUGGGAAUUCGCCACAUCCAUCAAGCGCGUCGAGUUCUCGCCCGACGGCCGCCAGCUGCUCGGUGUCACAGAGAAGCGCUCGGGGCACCUGUCCACCAUUGUCGUAUACGAGAUCAACCCCGACGUUGAGGCCACCCAGAGCGACGAGCAGAUUCUGCGCAUAGUCUGCGACGAGAGCAAGGCUACUGUCGCUGGCUUCUCCUACCUCGCCAAGUACAUCAUCUCCGGCCACGAGGACGGCUCCAUCACACAGUGGGACGGCAAGACCGGCGAGCUGCUCAGCAGCAACUACGACGUGCACGAGCCGGACAUGCAGGUGACCGAUCUCCAGUGGUCGCCCGACCGCACCUACUUCAUCACCGCGUCCAAGGACAAGACCGCGAAGCUCGUCGAUGCCGAGACCCUGGACGUCCUGAAGGCCUACAUCGCCGAUACACCUCUCAACAGCGCCGCUAUGACCCCCGUAAAAGACUACGUCAUCCUCGGUGGAGGCCAGGCCGCUAUGGAUGUCACAACCACCUCCGCCCGCCAGGGUAAAUUCGAGGCGCGUUUCUACCACAAGAUCUUCGCCGAGGAGAUCGGCCGUGUGCGUGGCCAUUUCGGCCCGCUCAACUACGUUGCCGUGCACCCGCAGGGUACUGCGUACUGCUCCGGCGGAGAGGACGGCUACGUGCGCGUGCACCACUUCGACAAGCCCUACUUCGACUUCAAGUACGAGGUGGAGCGGGAGGCGGAGCAGGAGCAGGCGAACUUGUAAUGUACCGGAGCGAGAUGUUAUGAGGGAUGUCUGGAAUGGUGCAUGCAUGCAACGGCGUUCCGGUUCCGGUUGGGUUGAGGUUCUCAAAAGUUCUGGAGAGCGAUCCGCAGAUAGACUCGAUAUCAGAGCGUAGUACCCGAAUGAACACCAGUACAAAGCAUGUGGAGAGCUCUUUUCAAUUGUACGCGCAAA